CACCCCGAGCCCUCCAAAGGCCUGUCCUUUCCCUUCUUGCCUUUCCUAGUCUCGGGCCGGACCGGGCCGAGCCGGGCCGCCCGGGCGCGGUCCCCAACCAUGGCGUCCCUCUUCAAGAAGAAAACAGUGGAUGAUGUAAUAAAGGAACAGAAUCGUGAGUUACGAGGUACACAGAGGGCUAUAAUCAGAGAUCGAGCAGCUUUAGAGAAGCAGGAAAAACAGCUGGAAUUAGAAAUUAAGAAAAUGGCAAAGAUUGGUAAUAAAGAAGCUUGCAGGGUUUUAGCCAAACAGCUUGUACAUCUACGGAAACAGAAAACAAGAACUUUUGCUGUAAGUUCAAAGGUUACUUCUAUGUCCACACAAACGAAAGUGAUGAAUUCCCAGAUGAAGAUGGCUGGAGCAAUGUCUACCACAGCAAAGACAAUGCAGGCAGUUAACAAGAAAAUGGAUCCACAAAAGACAUUACAAACAAUGCAGAAUUUCCAGAAGGAAAACAUGAAAAUGGAAAUGACUGAAGAAAUGAUCAACGACACACUUGAUGACAUCUUUGAUGGCUCUGAUGAUGAAGAAGAAAGCCAGGAUAUUGUGAAUCAAGUUCUUGAUGAAAUUGGAAUUGAAAUCUCUGGAAAGAUGGCCAAAGCUCCAUCAGCUGCCCGAAGUUUACCAUCUGCCUCUACUUCAAAGGCUACAAUCUCCGAUGAAGAGAUUGAACGGCAACUCAAAGCCUUAGGAGUAGAUUAAUUAAAAAGUCAUGAUAUUUUUGUGUACUGAUUUAGUAUAAAGCAAGCACAGUGCAGAUUCCUUUUACAAAAACACAUUUAUUUUGCAAAAAUGAAAACCAUGAGUGAACAGUUGUUUCCUAACCCAUGGCCAUUUUGAGUCUUGCCAAAGAAUAACAAUGAUGCAAAAAUGGAAACAGUUUGAAUUUUAAUUAGAACUAUUUAGGAGUGAUGAUAUGUAAAACUGGAUUUCUUUUCUGCAUGGCAUAGAGAAAUUAUAACUAUUACUUAGUGUCUGUUUAUGUUCUAAAUCUUUUUACACUGAAUACAAAAUUCUUGUUAAAUGCCACUAGGCACCAACUUAAGGAAAGAGACUUGUAAAAAUAUUAAAAGUAUGUCGUUAAUUCUGUAUUUGUUGCUUGUCCUUUGUAAAUGAUUAUGUGUUAUGACCAUAGGCAGUUCAUCUGCCAAAUUAUUUUUAAAUGAUCAAAAAGAACAGUGCUGUUUCAACAUCUGUCUUAAAACUGCCAUGAGGUUUUCCUUUUUUUUUUUUUUUCCUUUGGGAGAACAUUCUAGUUGGUAAGUUUAUUACCUUUCAAAAUGUGCUUGGGACCUGCCUUAAACAGUACAAACAUAUUGUGCUCAUCUUUAAAUUAUUUUACCUGGCAGAAAAGAAUUUCAUUUUAAACUAAAAAUUGAGGCCUCUUGUAACAGUUUUGCAGGCUCUCUUCUAAACCUUAUGAAAGUGAACUAAAUAUAAUAGAAACAAAGACACUGAAUUCAUAAUGCUUCAUAGUAAUCCAUAGUAUAUUUUUGUCUUUCUUCCAAGAACUGAGAUUUUCUCCAUGUAACUUAAUUUCUGUUUAAUUUAAAUUGAAUUAAUGUAUAUUAUAAUGUAUACUCUAAAUUGAAGGCAUUAUUCUUAAUGAAGUACAACUGUACAACUACUAUGACAAUACUUGACCUAAACUUUUAAAAUAAAAUCUUAACUUUUUUUGGGUGGGUUGGUGGUAAAUAAACAACUUUGUCAGAAA
Messenger RNA from Marmota monax (woodchuck), 1753 nucleotides. It is a transcript of the gene Chmp2b, whose product is annotated as charged multivesicular body protein 2B. Gene Ontology annotation, cellular component: ESCRT III complex; multivesicular body. The transcript has 6 exons. Bases 100 to 741 code for a protein of 213 amino acids. The record is from RefSeq and is a predicted model, not a curated record. Lineage: Eukaryota; Metazoa; Chordata; Mammalia; Rodentia; Sciuridae. Gene Ontology annotation, biological process: endosome transport via multivesicular body sorting pathway; protein transport; late endosome to vacuole transport.